CUAGCUCUGAAGUUCACAGUAGCAGUAAGAGCAGCCAGAGGAGCAGGCUUCCUGCAGCCCAGCCCUUCACAUCCAGAUCUGACUGAGACAACCCAGCUUUUAGGUGGCCAGUCCUUGUCUCAGGAUGGGGACCAUGGCCAGAGUAGCCUUGAUCUUGGCCUAUUUGGCUGUCGCCUAUGCCACUUCUGAGGGAGUCUCCUCAUUCCUUGCUCAGAGCCAGAAGGGGCCCCUCAAAACCACCCCUGAUUUCCUCUCUCCAGGCCACAAGGCUUCAGGGCAGAAGGAACUGAGACCAGAGCACCUUCAAGAAGUUGGCUAUGCAGCACCGCCCUCCCCACCCCAGACCCAAGGCUUCCCUGUGUAUCACCUGGAUCCUUCUCAGCAUGACCUUCCUUUUGAGGGACAGAGGGAAGUACAGCCCCCUCCCUCUCCAGAAACCAUACCUGUCCAGCAGGAAGAGCUGCCCCCUCCCCAUCUUCCUACUGAAAAGAAAGUGGAUCCUCCUGUCCCUCAGGAAGCCAUCCCUCUCCAAAAAGAGAUGUCCCCUCCCCAACUCCCUACUGAACAGAAAGAAAACCCACCAUUCCCACACCAGGAGAUUUUCCAUUCCCAGCAGAAAGAGGUCAGUCAAUCGGAAGAGAAACCAGCUCCCUUCAUGGGCCAGGUUCCCCCACAACCUCACUCUUGGAAUCCGGCCCAGCACUGCCAACCGGGCCGAUUCCGAGGGGGCUGGGGUCACCGGCUAGAUGGCUUCCCCCCUGGGCGGCCUUCUCCAGACAAUCUGAACCAGAUCUGCCUUCCUGAACGUCAACAUGUGGUAUAUGGCCCCUGGAACCUGCCACAGUCUGGAUACUCCCAUCUUAGUCGCCAGGGUGAGACCCUCAAUUUGCUGGAGACCGGAUACUCCCGCUGCUGCCGCUGCCGCAGCCACACAAACCGCCUGGACUGUGCAAGACUUGUGUGGGAGGACGCAAUGACCCGGUUCUGUGAGGCCGAGUUCUCAGUCAAGACCCGCCCCCACUGGUGCUGCAAAAAGCAAGAGGAGGCUCGAUACUCCUGCUUCCAGGAGGAAGCUCCUCAGCCACACUACCAGCUCCAGGCCUGCUCCACCCACCAGCCUGGUAUUUCCUUGGGCCCCGAGCUGCCUUUUCCCCCUGGGAUGCCCACAUUGGACAAUUUCAAGAACAUCUGCCACCUGAGACGCUUCCGCUCGGUGCCACGGAACCUCCCAGCUACUGAUCCCAUCCAAAGGCAGCUACAUGCUCUGACUCGGCUGGAGAUGGAGUUCCAGCGCUGCUGCCGCCAGGGGAACAACCAUACCUGUACAUGGAAGGCUUGGGAGGAUACCCUGGAUGGGUACUGUGACAAGGAGCAGGCUAUAAAGACGCACCACUACUCAUGUUGCCACUACCCUCCUAGCCCUGCCCGUGAUGAGUGCUUUGCCCGUCGGGCUCCCUAUCCCAACUAUGACAGGGACAUCUUGACCCUUGACCUCAGCCGAGUCACCCCCAACCUCAUGGGCCAUCUCUGUGGAAACCGAAGAGUUCUCACCAAGCAUAAACAGAUUCCUGGGCUAAUCCAGAACAUGACUGCCCGCUGCUGUGACCUGCCAUUUCCAGAACGGGCCUGCUGUGCUGAGGAGGAGAAACUAGCCUUCGUGGAUGAUCUGUGUGGUCCCCAUCGGAACUUCUGGAGAGAUCCUGCCUCCUGCUGUGAUCUGAGUCCUGGGGAUGAACAGACCAACUGUUUUAACAUCAAUUAUUUGAGGAAUGUAGCUCUAGUGGCUGGAGACACUGAGGGAGCCAGGGGUCAGGGGGAGCAGGUCCCAACAGGGGAAACAAAUAUCAGCCCUACCCCUGAGUCCAAGGAAGAAUGAGUCACUCCAAAGCCUUGGCGGAUCAGAUCGGGGAACCCCACCCUUCUUGAACACUCAUUACAGUAACCAUCUCUUGGA
This is a messenger RNA of Sciurus carolinensis (gray squirrel), 1954 nucleotides long. RefSeq names its product extracellular matrix protein 1 (gene Ecm1). The transcript is spliced from 12 exons. Gene Ontology annotation, biological process: signal transduction; regulation of bone mineralization. Gene Ontology annotation, cellular component: extracellular region. The record is from RefSeq and is a predicted model, not a curated record. NCBI's taxonomy places the organism in Eukaryota, Metazoa, Chordata, Mammalia, Rodentia, Sciuridae. The coding region runs from base 125 to 1876 and encodes 583 amino acids.